UGAUGGGUCAGUUAAUGACAACUGGUCUCUGUCGUAUUCUACCAUGGUUAGGAGAUCUCUUAUAAGAGUUCUCCUACCAUGAUUGAAUUACGGUCAACUGAUCAAAGUUCUGAUCGAAAUGCUACGCAUCAGAACACCCUAUAUAUUGAAAGUACGUGGUCCCGCUUAGUAAAAAUUGGACAUUAAGUUUCUAGAAUUUAAGGGUCCCCAGCCUUCUUUAGCGCGGGACAAAUUCCGGGCUAGCGGCAUGUGAUAGCGGGGUGACUACUGAAGAGAAACAACGUCAUUCUUGCGACGAGCAGAAAAAUUCCGAAAAGCAUUAGACAAACUUCAAGUUUAAGCUCAGCAAGAUGUUCACAGGAUUAGUCGAGGAGAUCGGAGUGGUCGCCGAGCUCAACCCGCACGACGAGACCGGCGGCACCUCGCUGACCAUCAGCCUCCCCGCAUCCUCCACCCUGCUCGCCGACGCGAAGCUCGGCGACAGCAUCUCCGUCAACGGCGUGUGUCUGACGGCCACCGACCUCUCCAACAUCACCGGCGGUAGCGAUGAUAACAACCCUCCUAGCUUCAAGGUGGGCAUCGCGCCCGAGACCCUGCGGCUGACGAACCUGGGGUUGCUGACGAAAGGCUCGGGAGUCAACCUCGAGAGGGCGGUGCGCGCGGACUCGCGGAUGGGCGGGCACUUCGUGCAGGGGCACGUGGACGCCGUGGCGGAGAUCGUGCGCGUGGUCGAGGACGGGAACGCGCUCACGUUCCGGUUCAAGCCCCGCGGCGGCGACAAGGAGGCGUCCGACGUCCUAAGGUACAUAGUGUACAAGGGCUACGUGGCGCUGGACGGCACGAGCCUGACGGUGACGCGGGUCGACGACGCCGAGGGCUGGUUCGAGGUCAUGCUGAUCGCGUACACGCAGCAGAAGGUCGUGGUCGCGCGCAAGCGCGCCGGCGACACCGUCAACGUGGAGGUCGAUGUGCUGGCUAAGUACGCCGAGAAGUCGAUGGCGGGCUAUCUGGGCGCGCAGGGCGAGAUCUUGGUUAAGCCGAUAUUGGAGGGGAUGGUGGAGAAUUUGGUUGCGCAGGCUAUGGGGGGGCAUUCUUAAUGGGAAGGUGUUGUUUGAUGAUGAUGUUGUCGUUGUUGUCUAGGAAAGCCUGGGUUUUGGGAAGUCAGGUUUGUUGAUAAGAUGUGCUUGGAUCUUUCUUAGCUAGAUGCUUGCUACUGCUCAGAUGGAGAUCGAGGGAAUUUCCAAGCUUCUCGAUCAAGAGAUAUAAUUCCCCUGUAUAUGCUACG
Annulohypoxylon truncatum is the source of this 1285-nucleotide messenger RNA. Its product is annotated as Lumazine-binding protein. The record is from RefSeq and is a predicted model, not a curated record. Gene Ontology annotation, molecular function: riboflavin synthase activity. The coding region runs from base 351 to 1097 and encodes 248 amino acids. Gene Ontology annotation, biological process: riboflavin biosynthetic process. Lineage: Eukaryota; Fungi; Ascomycota; Sordariomycetes; Xylariales; Hypoxylaceae. The transcript is spliced from 3 exons.